CCCCUCCCCCUCUUUCUCCGUCCGCAGCACCCGCGGGGCCCGUGUACCCAACGAACCCAGAAACCGAGAAUUCCAUUACAAGACACUCUUUGGAAGUACGGCACCCUCAAUAUAAUUGAGGGCGAUUUUUUUUCGGGUUACAAACUUGCGGCUGAUACCGGUACCUCCAGCUAUACAACCCUGGAGCUCGUUGCCCCACCCGGCCUCCAGCCUAUCCCUUGCUUAGUCGACAUCAUCCCGAUCCCUCGUUCCUCCCCCCCCUCUUCCCCUCCAAGCUUGCUUCAAACCUACUCCACACCAUUAGCCUACGACAAACGGGAACCUUCGUCCGCUCCUCCCCUCGAUAUUCACUUGACUUGGUUUGAUAUUGUGGUCCCUUUCCGCCCUCCCACGAGUUUGGCUCCAGAGAGGACAAAUUAAUUAUGACUUCAAACCAAAGCCGUCCCGUCCAGCGAGAAUUAGUUUAUUGCCACGCCUGUAGGGAGGAGUGGUACAGAGAUGAACAUGGCUUGGUUUGCCCGCGCUCAACCUGCGGUAGCGACGCUGUGGAGAUUGUGGGCAUUCCGUCCCCUUUGUUCCGCUUUUCUUUUAUGGGACCACCAUUGCGCUAACAACUGAUCCUGCUUCUUGCAGAUCGAGGAAAAUAGCGAUCCCCGGUCGGAUCGGGGUGGAUUUACUUUUCAUCACACAUUUAAUGAUGCCGGCGAUGAUGACGACGAUAAUGAGAAUGAUCACAGACACCGUGCCAGUGCCACCUUGUUUCAUUUUGGUGGCCCAGGCUUGAGAGUCACUUCUGCACAGCGAGGUUUCAGAAGCACUCGUAGUUCCGACCAACCGCCAAGACAGGGUUCGGCAGGUUCGGCCGGCCCAGACGAUGAUAUUCCUCUAGUUGCUACAGAGGAUAUGAUGAAUAUGUUCACAACCAUCGUUCAGACUUUGGUUGGUCCCGUGGCAUCACCUGGUCAGCCGCCACAUCGCCCAGGUGAGGGCGGACCGCCACAACCACCCGGGGCUGACGAACAUAACCACACCCGCUCUCAUGCGCAUGCCCACGCACAUGCGCACAUGUUUGGUCCGGCUGGGUUUGGUGGCUCGGAGAGAUUCUUCUAUGAUUCUGGCGCUAGAUUGAGCCCGAGAGAUGCUGAUGCGCCGCAACCGGCUGGGGAACCGCGGGUGGUGGAUUUGGCAGCGUACGUUACUGCAGCCAUCACUUUCGAGAUUUUGAUAGUUUCACUGUCAGCCAUUGCAGCGUGAAGUGUAUUGUCGCUGACGCGUUUUUAACUACGCUGAUAGGAUCCUUAGUUUAUUUGGGCCUAGAUCGGAGGGGGGUGGACCUGCACUUGGCCCUGGCCCUGGCGGCUUGCUCGCUCGAUUAAUGGGGAUGCCACCCGGUACGGAGGGUGACUUUGUUUACACUCAGGCGCAGCUUGAUCGAGUGCUCUCUCAACUCAUGGAGCAGCACCAGGGAAAUGCCCCACCUCCAGCUUCGAGGGAAGCCAUAGAGUCACUGCCUAAAGUGAAGGUUACUCGCCAAAUGGUAAUAGAUGGAGAUGACUGUGCCAUAUGCAAGGAAGAGCUUGUUAUGGAUGAAGAGGUCUCGCAAUUGCCAUGCAAACACUGCUACCACUUCCAGUGCGUCUCGAGAUGGUUGGAAGAACACGAUGUAGGUAUUCGUCACCCCAUAUCACUCGCUGACCCAAGCUAACCCUUCCAGACAUGCCCUAUAUGCAGGCAUCCAAUUACACCGGGAGACCCACGGCAGCCGCCACAGCCACCAAAUGCACAGCAGCCUCGGUCAACUGUAUGGCCAUUUAACACUUCCACUCUACGCCCACCAAACGAGUCACAAUCGCCUGGUGGUUCUUCGUCCCCUGGAAAUGGCAGUAACAGUGGUUCCAGAAGUAGCGGUGGAAGCAGACUUGCAGACCUGUUUAGGCGGAACAAUGGCGACCGUUCUUCCUAGUGGUAGAUUGGGAGCUGGCGCCCGGUUUUUUUUUUUAUAAAAAAAAGGAAAAGCGAAAAACAAAAAGCGAACAAACGGGGGUUUCAGGCGAACUGUGGGAGUUGGGUUUCAUCGUUUUUUCACCUCCUUAGUCCUCCUUUCCGUGUCAGUUCUCCAUUUUCCUCCACCUUUGCGUUAUUUACCUCUUCGCCGCUUCGGCCCUCAACUGAAAGUUCGUCCUGAUCAAGUAAUCCUGUAAAAAAAUCAAUUCUGUUCCGUGGGUGAUUUAUUUUUUCCGUUUUUCCAUUCUCGUUUUCUCUCUAUAUAUCUAAGCUGGGUAUCGCAUUCUUUCUUCCAUUCUAUUUGCUCACUGCUUUCUCAUUCAAGGAUAGAGGUUUACCUUUUUGUGCGCCUGGGUCUUGAAGCGCAGAAUUUGACUUGUUGGUAUGGGGACAUCUACGACACGGUGUCCAUGGGCAAAUAUUUUUUAGCGGUGGCUAUUUCUUCUGUACUUAGUCCUGUUUAUUGGCUGAUGUCGCUUGUGUGCCCCUGAAACUAAGUUGAGGGGGUUUAAUGGUGCUUCCGUGUUAAUUUUUGUCUCUUUCGCGAAGGCAUAGCACAUGGCUUUUUUUUAAAGCAGCGGCAAGUAGUAGCCGGAGGGCGGAUAUCACGGCUAUUUUUUUUAUUUCCUACAAAUAAUAAGGUCAAUACAAGUUCCGAGCCCAUGGUAUAACUGAUAAUGUGUGAGUGAUUUUCUGUGAUUCUGUCUGUGUUUAAAGUAGUCUCACAUUGUGCCGGUUCCAAGGCCGCGCACCCUGCCUACCCACCGCACAGUGCCUGAUGUGGCGAUUGUUAGGGUUCUGCGUCGUAUGUAUGGUGCCCCACUGCGGUAUCGGACGGGACUAGGCCGGACAUCAGAAAAAGGCGAAGCUGUAGUGUACUGUACUCUGC
This is a messenger RNA of Tuber aestivum (summer truffle), 2893 nucleotides long. NCBI's taxonomy places the organism in Eukaryota, Fungi, Ascomycota, Pezizomycetes, Pezizales, Tuberaceae. The record is from the annotation of a GenBank genome assembly.